Molecule: messenger RNA, 3774 nt
Organism: Acinonyx jubatus (cheetah)
Lineage: Eukaryota; Metazoa; Chordata; Mammalia; Carnivora; Felidae
Gene: RNF216
Product: ring finger protein 216
Exons: 17
Coding region: 226-3012 (928 amino acids)
Molecular function (GO): zinc ion binding
Source: RefSeq, a predicted model, not a curated record
UGCGCAGGCGCGGGGUGAAGCCGCGGCGGGGCCGGAAGGAGUGCAGCGGCAGCCUCGGAGGCGGCGGCGACGAAGCUGUCGGCGGCCGCUCCCGGUGACUAAAAGCCGUGGCGACAGAGGCCGCCGAGCCCGCUUGGCGAGCCGGCGAGCUGAGUGGCGAACCCUUUUGAAUAGUCACCAUGUUCAGAUAUUAGCAAGUACGUAUGUAUAUGUCUGCGUUUGAAAAUGGCAGAGGGAAACAACAAUGAAGAGGUAAUUCACUUGAACAACUUUCACUGCCACCGGGGACAAGACUGGAUCAAUCUCAGAGAUGGACCCAUCACCAUAUCUGACUCCUCUGAUGAGGAAGGGGUUCCCAUGCUGGUCACCCCAGCUCCUCAGCAACAUGACGAAGAGGACCUGGAUGAUGAUGUCAUCCUGACGGAAACAAAUAAACCUCAGACAUCACGACCCAAUCUCAUCAAACCAGCUGCCCAGUGGCAAGAUCUCAAAAGAUUGGGAGAAGAAAGGCCUAAAAAGUCUAGAGCAGCCUUUGAAUCAGAUAAGAACGGCUAUUUUUCAGUGUGUAACAGCUCAUUGUUUGAUUCUGGGGCACAGGAUGAUUCUGAAGAUGACUACGGUGAAUUUCUGGAUCUUGGGCCUCCUGGAGUUUCUGAAUUCAUUAAGCCAAGUGGCCAAACAGAAAGAGAACCCAAACCUGGACCAAGUCAUAACCAAGUAGCAAAUGACAUUGUCAACCCCAGAUCAGAGCAGAAAAUCGUUAUCUUGGAAGAACGUGGCCUUCUUUUACCAGAAGGUGAUCCUUUGGACUCUCAGAACCAGUCAUCUGAUUCAGAAACAGAGCUUUUAUCAAACUUUGGAGAAUCACCUGGUAUCCUGGAUGAUCAGGUCAUCGAAGAAGGCUGCUGGUUAGACCAUCGUUACUUCCAGUCCCUAAACCAGCAGCCCCGGGAGAUAACAAACCAGGUGGUUCCUCAGGAGCGGCAGCAGCCCGAAGCAGAACCAGGCCCAUUGUUGUAUCAACGUGAGCCCCCAGGGCUGGCUUUUCCAAGGCCGGCUUUUCCAAGACCAGAACCCCAGCAGGAUGGGAUUCCGGGCCCCUCCUCUCCGCAGCCUGGCCAUCCUCUAGGAGAGCUUGAAGACCAGCAGUUAGCAAUAGAUGAUGAGGAGCCCGGGCCAGCCUUUCCACUACAAGGAUCUCAGGAGCCCAAUUUGGAAAACCUUUGGGGGCAUGAAGCUACUGAGGUAGAUCAAGAACUCGUUGCACUUUUAGUGAAAGAAACAGAAGCAAGAUUUCCAGAUGUUGCAAAUGGGUAUGUUGAGGAGAUAAUUCAUUUGAAGAAUUAUUAUGAUUUGAAUGUACUUUGUAAUUUUCUUCUGGAAAAUCCAGAUUAUCCAAAGAGGGAAGACAGAGUCAUUAUCAACCCCAGUAGCAGCCUGCUUGCCAGCCAAGAUGAGACCAAGUUGCCUAAACUAGACUUUUUUGACUAUUCUAAAUUGGCUCCUCUUGACCAGCGCUGCUUCAUCCAAGCUGCUGACCUCCUGAUGGCCGACUUCAAAAUGCUCAGCAGUCAGGACAUCAAGUGGGCCCUGCAUGAGCUCAAAGGACACUAUGCAAUCACCCGAAAGGCCUUUUCUGAUGCCAUUAAAAAAUGGCAGGAGCUAUCACCAGAAACCAGUGGAAAAAGAAAAAAGAGAAAAGAAAUGAAUCAGUAUUCUUACAUAGAUUUCAAGUUUGAACAAGGUGACAUAAAAAUAGAAAAGAGGAUGUUCUUUCUGGAAAAUAAGCGGCGACAUUGUAGGUCCUAUGACCGGCGUGCCCUUCUUCCAGCUGUGCAGCAAGAGCAGGAGUUCUAUGAGCAGAAAAUCAAGGAAAUGGCAGAGCAUGAAGACUUUCUGCUCGCCCUGCAGAUGAAUGAAGAACAGUAUCAAAAGGACGGCCAGCUGAUCGAGUGCCGCUGCUGCUACGGGGAGUUUCCGUUUGAGGAGCUGACGCAGUGUGCAGACGCGCACUUGUUCUGCAAAGAGUGUCUCAUCAGAUACGCCCAAGAGGCCGUCUUCGGAUCUGGGAAGUCAGAGCUCAGCUGCAUGGAGGGCAGUUGCACGUGUUCAUUCCCAGCAAGCGAACUGGAGAAGGUGCUUCCCCAGACCGUCCUGUAUAAGUACUACGAGCGGAAAGCGGAAGAAGAAGUGGCCGCCGCUUACGCUGAUGAGCUUGUCAGGUGCCCCUCCUGUAGCUUUCCGGCCCUGUUGGACAGCGACGUGAAGAGGUUCAGCUGUCCCAAUCCUCGCUGCCGAAAGGAAACCUGUAGGAAGUGUCAGGGACUCUGGAAGGAGCACAACGGCCUCACCUGUGAAGAGCUGGCAGAGAAAGAUGACAUCAAGUACCGAACGUCUAUUGAGGAAAAAAUGACGGCAGCCCGCAUCAGGAAAUGCCACAAGUGUGGGACCGGCCUCAUCAAAUCCGAAGGCUGCAACCGCAUGUCUUGCCGCUGUGGCGCCCAAAUGUGCUACCUCUGUCGAGUGUCCAUCAGCGGCUAUGACCAUUUCUGCCAGCAUCCUCGCUCACCGGGAGCUCCUUGCCAGGAGUGUUCAAGAUGCUCUCUCUGGACCGACCCCACCGAAGACGAUGAGAAGCUAAUUGAGGAGAUCCAGAAGGAGGCUGAAGAAGAGCAGAAGAGAAAGAACGGAGAGAACACCUUCAAACGCAUCGGGCCCCCCUUGGAGAAGCCUCCAGAGAAAGUCCAGCGGAUCGAAGCCCUGCCGAGGCCCGUCCCGCAGAACCUGCACCAGCCACAGAUCCCACCCUACGCCUUCGUGCACCCACCCUUCCCUCUGCCGCCCGUCCGGCCCGUGUUCAACAACUUCCCCCUCAACAUGGGCCCCGUCCCGGCACCCUACGUGCCCCCCCUGCCCAACGUGCGCGUCAACUAUGACUUCGCGCCCGUCCACGUGCCGUUGGAGCACAACCUGCCCAUGCACUUCGGUCCCCAGCCACGGCGCCGCUUCUGACCGCCCGCGGCCUUGUCUCGUCCGGGGAGCCCGCCGCACUCCCGGGGCCGUGCCUGUCAAAUAGGCAUGAUGGACCGGGCUCUCGGAAAGAUGGGCUGGGUUUGUUCCUGCUCCUUCCUGGGAAGGGCCACUGCCCCCGGGCACCUGUAACAGGACCAGCCUGGCACUUACGGGGCCAAAGAGAAGGGGGCAGUGAAACCUCCCCAGAGUGUCCCACCGUGCCAGUGGCCAGUGCAGGGACCCUCCCACCGGGCGGCCCAUCUCUGCGGUUAGUCCUGGCCCUGCCGGGGCCAAGGUGGUGUCUGCCUCUGCCCCUCCCCCGGCCGACUACAGAGUGUCUCCCCUAACCACGUAGGCCUUCCUGACCACAGUGCAGCCUGAAGCGUCGUAAAACUGGCGCAGCAACUCCUACAGUUCGGAGAGAGCCAGGCCACCUGGACCACGUCCCGGAAGCCAGGCUCUCUUCUCCCUCCCCACCAUCACCCCCCACCCCAAUACCACAGCCCACCCAGAGAGAGGUACGCCCUGCUGCUCCAAGCCACUUGGUCCCAUCAAGUGGGGGCAGAGCCAUCAGAGUCCCCGGGCCUGGGAGCACCGCUCAGGGUGGGGAGGCUGUGGGCCGUGUCCCCCCAAAUCCAGAACCCCAGGCCACCACCACCGUGACUGUUCAGGGGUCUUUCUCCUUGGACCACUCAGUUGAGACCACAGAGAGCUGUCUCGUGCUGUCUGUUCUGUUUUGUAGUUUAAAAUAUUUGCCAUUUA